AUUGGGUCGAUGCGCGGAAGAUGGCGGCCGCUGCGUGGUGCGCGUAGAGAGAAGGACCGUACUGCGCGAGUUUUGUCGGAAAACAUGAGAGAACACGUCGCGGCACGUUGAUACACGCGAAACGAGACUUGUGCGGCCAGCGGCGCGAAGAGGUUGCGGAUGCGGAUACGUCGGGUAUCCGAUCGCGCGAGCGUCGACGUUUGUUUACGAUAAGCAGCGGCUCAGGAGACGAGAGACGUUCCCUCCUUUGCGGUUUUCGGUGGUUCGGAGCCGGGCGCUCGGGCUGCUCACCGCGCUCGCGAAAUAGCGUGUGCGAAAAAGUACCCACGUGCACGGGGGGCGAAGAGGCACGCACGCACGCACGCACGCAUUCACGCAGCAGACACGCACUCGAGGAUUGCGGAGAUAAAAGUGUUGCCGGACUUCGGCCCGGUGAGAAGACCAGUAGAGAUGCUGAAGCAUUUGCAGAUGGGGAUGAGAGCUUUCCUCUUAAUGGCCUCCCGCGUGUGGACCUGCAUCUGUUUUCUACUGAAGAAGCAGGUUAGAGCCAUCUCGCAGAUGCAACCAGUCAAAUAUGAGAUCUUCCCACUUUCACCUCUAUCUAGGCACAGACUUAGUAUAGUUAAAAGAAAAGUAUUAGUGUUGGAUUUAGAUGAAACGUUAAUUCACUCUCAUCACGAUGGAGUAGCGAGGCCGACUGUCAGGCCUGGUACACCUCCAGAUUUUGUUCUUAAAGUGACGAUAGACCGACAUCCCGUUAGGUUUUUCGUUCACAAAAGACCACACGUAGAUUUCUUCUUGGACAUUGUUAGUCAGUGGUACGAACUUGUAGUCUUUACUGCAUCCAUGGAAAUUUAUGGAGCAGCAGUUGCAGAUAAAUUAGACAACAACAGGGGUAUCUUAAGACGCAGAUAUUAUAGGCAACACUGUACACCAGAGAUGGGUUCCUAUACUAAGGAUCUGUCAGCGAUUUGUUCUGAUCUCUCUUCAGUCUUUAUUCUUGACAACAGCCCAGGAGCUUACAGAGCUUAUCCACAUAACGCAAUACCUAUAAAGUCAUGGUUCAGCGACGCAGGGGACACUGCUUUGUUAAGCUUACUUCCAGUCUUGGACGCUCUUCGUUUCACGCAGGAUGUACGAUCCGUUCUUUCGAGGAAUUUACACUUGCACCAUACUUGGUAGCAUAGCCGGGAUUGAGUGAUACAUUAGAUAUUUUAGAAAUGAAGCCGCUAGAGAGCUUCAGUUAGUGUGUCUAGCCUAGAAUUAUUAUUGUUAUUGAUAAUAGCGUCAUUAGAGAUUGCUGCCCGUAUAAUGAGAGACAAUGAAAGCCCCCUUCCUCAGUCCUUGUUUUUCUAUACUCGAACGAACACUGAACGGCAAGUGAAUGCCGAGGGAAGUGGUAUUCAGCCAAUAAUUAUGUCAGCACAAAAGCAUCCUAGGAUCAUCUUUUAUGUUGUACAGUCCACACAGUGUGCAAGAUCGUAAAGUCAAUUUCCUAACUUUCUUUUUACGUUACGUAAGCCUUUUGCCAAAGACCAAGAUACAAAAAUGGAGGCGGAGCCGUGCGCUAGCCGGGGAGGAUCUUUCUUUUAGAUAAGGAUUACCUAACGCUUUUAUUUAUGUAUCUCGCGGCGGCACAUAAUACGGAUGCAGGAUGAAUAACCGAGAGAAGACACUUUCGUUGUGUAUCGUAUACUAUUAACCUAGGAUGUGUGUGUGUGUGUGCAUAGAGAGAAAGUGAGAGAUGAAUCAAGCCAUGUAGGCGCGUCGAACGGAUUUCGCUGUAACUCACUGUAUCAGUGAGGCAGCUGUCCUGGUUAUAUUUAAUAAAGGAAAAAGUAUUAAUGUAAAACCAGGAAAGAGUGACAUCUGUUGUCGUCGAACUUCUGCGAGUUGGAUUAUAUUAUGUGUACGCAACUGCGAUCUGCAAUGUUGAUUGUGUUGAUACCUACCUACUCGCGACAAGGAACAUUCGUGGCGUACAAUUCACCGAUAUCUUUCAUCUACGUGGAACAACUGCAAUUGUAAUUGUACAGGGCCAAGAAGGCCUCAUACGAUCAUCGAGAAGCUUGAUCGGAACUUGUAAAGUUUUAAGUGUAACGUUUAAUUUGUCGAUUGUACGCACGCAUUUGUAAGAUAAAAUAUUCGGUGCCUCGUCUCGAAUGUACAGUCUCGUAACUAAUUAUUUCACGGUUUAAGAAGGGCUGAACUAUAAAAGAAACUGAAAAACUGUAAUCAACUUACAGUAUUUAAUUAUAACAAUCAUGUUUAAUAAAUACUUGCACUUUGUGUUGUGAGAAGCUGAUAAAACCAUUGUAAUAUUUGCGGAAUGCGCUUUCUUAGAUGUACAAUUACAAACGCGAUUGUUUGCAAAAGGCUGAAAGCUCUGAUGAAUCGGUCGUCGUAAACUUUUCUUGUAAAUAAGAUAAUAGCAAGAUAAUGAACAUAAACAUCCACACACACACAUACACGCCUGUAUACUUUGUUCGCUUGUUUAAUCGUAUAACAGUAAAUAUCGGACGGUAUACAUUGUACAUAUUACUCGAACGCGUAUUUGAUGCGGCGUGACUGGAAUUUUGUAUGAGUGACGGAUAUAAAUAAGUUAUAUAAAAAUAUGAACUUCAUCUAAUACCUACAUAUGUAUAUACAUAUAUAUACAUGCAUACGUAUAUAUGCGUUUAUAUAUAUAAAUAUGAAACCGGUUUAUUCGUAUCUUCCUGAUCUUCGUGGAGAGGGAAAAAAAACUAUGCCCAUGCGUGCGCGAAAUCUAAUAUCAUUAACAUAAAAAUUCUUCUUCAAGAUCUUUUAAUUCGUUUAUUGUACAUAUUUUAGAAGUUUUGCGUGUGUUUUGCGUUGUACAUAACAGUAACGUUUCCUCAAGGUACAAGCCAUGGGCAGUGCAUAUAGUAUUCUAAGUGAUUGCUAAAUACUAACAACAAUAAUAAUGUCGAUUUAUUUUGUUGAGUAAAACUAUAUGCCUGUAACGUAUCCGUAUAUAUAUAUCUGCAUUGUGACGCAGAUGUUAGAAGAAGAAAUGGCGAAGUACCAGGACAGAAGUACUACGCUGAUUCCUCCGCUUGUGAUAACGGCAACGGAGCUUAAUUUCCGACACGAGAUGUGUGAGAUUCUUUAAUAUGAUGAUAUACUUUGUAUCAUGACUACCUUCGACUUGACUCCUGAUUAAAAUAUUCCUAUUUGCAUAGAG
This is a messenger RNA of Ooceraea biroi (clonal raider ant), 3205 nucleotides long. It is a transcript of the gene Dd, whose product is annotated as CTD nuclear envelope phosphatase 1-like protein dullard. Gene Ontology annotation, molecular function: phosphatase activity. The record is from RefSeq and is a predicted model, not a curated record. NCBI's taxonomy places the organism in Eukaryota, Metazoa, Arthropoda, Insecta, Hymenoptera, Formicidae.